GGUGCUAGUGUCCGUGGUGUUUUUCCCCUUUAUCUCCGUGUCCUUGUCCCGCCUCGCAGCGCUGCGCUCCGGGGAGAAGCGCCGCGUCGGAAGGAGCCGUUACUUUGGACGGGCAGCAUGAGGCUCUCCCAAGGAAGGAGGAGAAGCCGCACUGAGCAGCCGGGGAAGGUCGUGGUUCGCAUCUGUUGCUCCGAAGCCCGGCGGCAGGCGCGGUCCCCUGGGCUGGAAGUGAUGGAGAGCCUCUAACCGGUGGGCUAGCGUCCGAGCGUCUGCGCCGGGGGCAGAUAUGGGGAAAAUAAAGUAAAAAUGAGGAAAAGUGGCUGAGAGGGAGCGAAACAAAACGAACAUUUCUCAGAGGGAUUUAACUUACAAAAAGGGCGCUUCCCGGAGAAAAUGUGAACCGCAGGAACUUCGGAAGGAAGAUGCCGGCUGCCAACGCACGCACCUAAACCAAAGAUGAAGUAUUAGAAUGGCAUAAAAUAUGGCCCAGUUCUACUACAAAAGAAGUGUCAAUGCUCCCUACAGAGAUCGUAUCCCUCUUCGUAUUGUACGAGCAGAAUCUGAACUGUCCCAUUCAGAGAAAGCCUAUCUGAAUGCUGUGGAGAAAGGAGAUUAUGCCACUGUGAAGAAAGCAUUGGAAGAAGCAGAAAUUUAUUUCAAGAUCAAUAUUAACUGCAUUGAUCCCCUGGGAAGAACUGCACUCCUUAUUGCAAUUGAAAAUGAGAACCUUGAGCUCAUUGAGCUGCUCUUAAGUUUUAAUGUAUAUGUGGGAGAUGCUCUUUUGCAUGCCAUAAGGAAGGAGGUAGUUGGUGCCGUGGAACUGCUGCUAAACCACAAGAAGCCCAGUGGGGAGAAACAGGUCCCACCAAUACUUCUGGACAAGCAGUUUUCAGAAUUCACACCAGAUAUCACACCCAUUAUUCUGGCUGCUCACACCAACAACUAUGAAAUCAUCAAACUCCUUGUGCAGAAGGGGGUCUCUGUGCCCAGGCCACACGAGGUCCGCUGUAACUGCGUUGAGUGUGUCUCAAGUUCGGAUGUGGACAGCCUUCGGCACUCUCGAUCUAGGCUCAAUAUCUACAAGGCUCUGGCGAGCCCGUCUUUGAUUGCUCUGUCCAGUGAGGAUCCUUUCCUUACUGCUUUUCAGCUGAGCUGGGAGCUGCAGGAGCUGAGUAAAGUUGAAAAUGAAUUUAAGUCAGAAUAUGAGGAACUGUCGCGGCAGUGCAAGCAAUUUGCAAAAGAUCUUCUGGAUCAGACACGGAGUUCCAGGGAAUUGGAAAUUAUUCUUAAUUACAGAGACGAUAACAGCUUGAUAGAAGAACAAAGUGGCAAUGAUCUUGCAAGAUUGAAACUGGCAAUUAAGUACCGUCAAAAAGAGGUGAGUGUGCUGGAGAAUAUUUAAACAUAUUUAGUAGUAGUAAUGUGCUAGAUAAUAGCCUGAAGCUUAUACUUUUAACUUAGACAAAUUCUCCUGUUUUUCUACAUG
Molecule: messenger RNA, 1486 nt
Organism: Meleagris gallopavo (turkey)
Lineage: Eukaryota; Metazoa; Chordata; Aves; Galliformes; Phasianidae
Source: RefSeq, a predicted model, not a curated record